This is a messenger RNA of Halteromyces radiatus, 1357 nucleotides long. Its product is annotated as biotin synthase. The transcript has 5 exons. The coding region runs from base 121 to 1290 and encodes 389 amino acids. The record is from RefSeq and is a predicted model, not a curated record. Lineage: Eukaryota; Fungi; Mucoromycota; Mucoromycetes; Mucorales; Cunninghamellaceae. Gene Ontology annotation, biological process: biotin biosynthetic process. Gene Ontology annotation, molecular function: 2 iron, 2 sulfur cluster binding; biotin synthase activity. Gene Ontology annotation, cellular component: mitochondrion.
UUUUUUUUGUUCCUCUUUUUUUUUUCUUCUUCUUUCUUUUCUUUUCUUUCUUUCUUAUAUUCCCGUCAAUCUUAUCUUCCACCGCCCUCUCUUUGUCUUUCUUGUUCGUUAUAUUGGAUCAUGUCUGCUUUCCGUUUGACCAUUCAACCCCUUCGCUUUACACGUCUUUAUAGUACAGCCAGUUCUUCACGUUUGGCUUCUGUUACAUCUGCUGCCUCUAAUACUAUUCCUCAAGCAACUUCUGCUGCUGCUUUCCAUGCUAGUGGUCCUUUAAGAAAUGAUUGGACUCGUGAAGAAAUUCAAUCUAUCUAUGAUUCUCCCUUCUUGGAACUCAUGUAUUAUGGUGCCAAAACCCACCGUGAGAACUUCAAUCCUCGUGAAGUUCAACAGGCGACAUUAUUAUCUAUCAAGACUGGUGGAUGUACUGAAGAUUGUAAAUAUUGUCCUCAAUCAUCAAGAUACAAGACCAAUGUAGAAGCUCAAAAGAUGUUGGAUGAAAAUGUGAUUUUAGAAGCUGCUCAACGUGCCAAAGAAGCUGGAAGUACAAGAUUCUGUAUGGGUGCUGCUUGGAGAGAUUUAGCUGGUCGUAAAUCCAACUUUAAGAAGAUUGUAGGUCAUGUCAAGGCUAUUCGUGGUAUGGGUAUGGAAGUAUGUUGUACUCUUGGAAUGUUAAAUGAACAACAAGCAAAAGAACUCAAAGAAGCUGGAUUGACGGCAUACAAUCAUAAUUUGGAUACAUCACGCGAAUUUUAUCCCAAGAUUAUUACAACACGUACUUAUGACGAAAGAUUAGAAACAAUCAACAAUGCACAAGAAGCAGGAAUUUCUGUUUGUUCUGGGGGUAUUAUUGGAUUAGGUGAAGAAGAAGAAGAUCGAGUUGGAUUAUUACAUACAUUAUCAACACUUCCUAAACAUCCUGAAAGUGUACCAGUGAAUGCACUUUUAGCUGUAAAGGGAACUCCUUUAGAAAAUCAAGAACCUGUAUCUGUUUUUGAAAUGGUACGUAUGAUCGCUACAGCCCGUAUUGUGAUGCCUCAAUCUAUGGUUCGUCUUUCUGCUGGUCGUGUACGAUUCUCUGUUGCUGAACAAAGUAUGUGUUUUAUGGCUGGUGCCAAUUCUAUCUUUACUGGUGAUAAAUUGUUAACUACACCUAACAAUGAAUUUACUGAUGACAAGAAAAUGUUUGAACUCUUAGGACUUGUACCUAAACCAGCAAAUUUUGAACAAGGUAGUGAUAAACCCAAUCAACCUGUAUAUGAAAAUAAUCAAAAACAAGCUACUGUAGUAUAGAUAUUAUUAUUAUUAUUAUUAUUAUUUUGAUUGAUUGAUAAAUAAAUAUAUAAAGUUUAUAUAGUCA